Protobothrops mucrosquamatus (brown spotted pit viper) is the source of this 1575-nucleotide messenger RNA. RefSeq names its product transmembrane protein 116 (gene TMEM116). The record is from RefSeq and is a predicted model, not a curated record. The coding region runs from base 52 to 1068 and encodes 338 amino acids. NCBI's taxonomy places the organism in Eukaryota, Metazoa, Chordata, Lepidosauria, Squamata, Viperidae. The transcript has 11 exons. Gene Ontology annotation, molecular function: G protein-coupled receptor activity. Gene Ontology annotation, biological process: adenylate cyclase-activating G protein-coupled receptor signaling pathway. Gene Ontology annotation, cellular component: plasma membrane.
GAUUUGGAGAGGGUUCAGUUUUUCGCCAUCAUCCACUGGAUCCAAGCUGUCAUGGCUACUUUGAGCAUCAUGGGGUCGAGCUCAAUUAUCGGCUACACCAUAUUCCAGAACAGCGCCAGGUCCCCCGAGGUGCGGCCUCUUGUCUACCUGAGCCUCUCCGAUCUCUUUCUGGGGUUGUGCUGGCUCACGGGGGCCCUUCUGUAUAGCAGAGAACCCUCCCACCCAAGUGGAGAAGGCAACACUUGCUACAACUUGCAAGCCACCGGACAGAUCUUCUAUGUCGCCUCUUUUCUGUACACAAUUAAUUACACUUGGCAGCUUUACAUGGAUUUGAAAGAGAAAUUCAAGCAGCACUUACACAGCCAGAGGCCGCAGAUGUUGAGCUAUUCAAAUCACCUGGGCCGAAUAGCCAUCAUUUCCUCUAGUCUCAUCCCGGUCCUCCUGAUGGUGCCCGUUUUGGGACUCGGCAACUACUUUCAGUGUUCUCAGAACGUCACCUCAGAACACGGGUGCCUCCUGUUGCACAUGGGAAACGUGCUCAGCGCCAGCUCUCAGCAGGUCACCUGCGCCGCGUUGUGUUUGUACAGCACUGGAGUUUUCCUGGUCUCGUUUGUAGUCAGCUUCCUUGCAAUUCUGAGCUUGCUCAUCCGAGCCAGGACCUUGUACAAGCGGUUUGUGAACUCGAUGGGCUACGUCGGUGAUCAACAGUGGGCGAUGCUGAAGGUGGUCGAGCAAGCCGUGAUUCUGUACCCCGUGGUAUUUUUCUGCUGCUGGGGGCCAGCCUUUAUCCUUGCUAUAGUCAAGCUGGCACGUAUGGACAACGCCAGUGUUUACAUGGCCCUUUAUAUUCUAGAGGCCCUGACCGCAUCUUCCCAGGGGUUCCUGAACUGUGUGGUUUACGGCUGGACUCAGCACAUGUUCCACUGUGUGAAACGCAAGGCUUGCCGUGACGUCAACACCCAGACGCCCCUCCUGCGUUCCCAGAAGAGGUUCUAUGCCAGCACACUCCCAGCCCGUAUCCAGACAGUGGCUAAGCCCCCUUCUCCUUCAACAAUGACAGUGUUAUGAACGGGAAAUGGACCAUUUGGUCUCUCUCCUUCCACCCCUGUCGUGCCACGAGGCUCUUUUCUCAGCAAUGCCAGCUAGACUUUUUAGAUCCUGCACAGAGGAGGUUGAACCCAUGGCCCUGAAGCUAGCUCAUUCACAGCCUCUCUGAGAAAAUAUGGCUGUCAAAACGAGUCAGUGGCAGAUGGGUGAACUUAAAGAGAGAGCUUGGAAGAACUUUGAGAGAAUUAAAGUGCAAUUGGGCAAGAAGAAACUGAAAGACUCUUUAAAUUUAAAUAAUCACUAUUUAUUUGAGGGAAAUGAAAAUUGGAUAGGGUGGAGAGGACUGACUUUUUAGAUUGUAUCAUAUUUUCCCCAUGAGACAGUUUUCCCAGGAUUUCCCAAAGAACAGGACACAGCAUCACUGAGAUCUGGAAUGGCUGCAGUGUGGUGUGACCACCCUGGAAAUUAUCCUUUUAUUUCAGUGCUGCUGGUGGAAUAUUUUACAGCUUCCUGCCAAACAGUAAAACA